AUGCCACGCUUUGAACUCUCAUCGCUGUGGAUCGAAAAUUUAUCGAGCAUGGGGGAGCUGCAAAUUAUCUCCAUGGACUGCCAACGGGGAGUGAUGCCGAUUCUUCUUGCAGAUGGUGUACUGGUGGUACACAACAUUACUGAAGACCAGAAGCUCUUCUCCGCAACGGUGAAAAAUCCAUACAAGGUAUUUGUCGACCCCACAGGUAGUUUUAUUAUGGCACUGUCGCUUGAUGGUGAGGUUUACUUGUUUGAUGUGAAAGACACCCGCGCGACCGCGCACGUUCCGCUUUCAUUGGCGGCUCAGGACGCAUUGCAUUUGUCCUCGACGCGCUCGCAGAGCAUGUGCGUGGGGGAAUGCGUGUGCUGGUGCCCGACCUCAAUCAGCCCUACCGAUUCCACCAAACCCCCCAAACACUCCUGCAUCGUCGGCUCCAAAUACGGAGGUGCACUCGUAGAGGUCCACUUUGAAGUGGGUUCAUCGUCUCGGCUUAAACUGUACUGUGGGCGAACCCUCCAACUGCCCAAUUUUUUUCCACCGCAGAUGCCCGUGGCGUCGGUGGUGAUGGUCCUUUCCGGCGCGGACUGCCUCUUGUGGGCCUCCUCCCCCACCCAACUCUUUCGGAGCUGCGUGAAGGAAUGGACCACGUCGGGGGUGCUUUCCGCGCUCGCGGCGGGGUCGGACGUCUUUACCGUUUCGGAGGUCCCCCACCACGGGCCGGCGGACCCCCAAACCGGGGCCCUCGCCGUCUUCCAGCCCGACGCGAAUCACCCCGUCAACGCCUUCGUGUGGACCUCCGCGGCCUGGCUCGUCCAUGGCCGGUUUCCGCAGGGCGGCGCCGCCGCCGCCGACUUCGCCCCGGCCGCCCCCGGCGGGGUCUACGAGGAGCGGAUCCCCCUCGACGAGAUGGUCCGGCUGGGCGGCCCCGCCCACCCCCCCAGCGCGACCGACCCCGCCAACCUGCGCUUUCCAAGCGAGCUCCCCUUCCUGGUGGUGCCGGCCGCCUUUCACCUGAUCCUGCUUUAUCCCCAGCGCUGCCUCGUGGUGAACCACCCGCCCGGGCUGCCCUGGCGGGGCCACGCCUCGGCGGUCCCGCCGGACCACCCCAUAACCCUGGACGAGCUCAUCGCGCGAGUCCGCUUUGAUCCCUUUCGCGGCAUCCAGCACAUGGAGCCGCUCCGCGGGGCCAUCCGAGACGUCGCUGAGCGAAAGCUCUACGUCUUCAGCGACUGCCGUGUGUGGGAACUCCAGCUGGAGCAGGAGCAUCGGCAGCAAUGGAAGCUCUUCCUCGAUCGAGCGCUUCGGCCCGACCUGCCCGCAUCCCUGCGCCACCGAUUGUUUAGGGCAGCCUAUAAGCUUUCCUGCUUCAACUCGGCGCAGCGCGACAUCGUGCUGUUUCUGCACGGACAUUUUGCCUACCAACAGGGGCAGCGCGUGAACGAGGAGAUCGCAGUCGGUUUGUGGGCAAAAUGUGAUUUGGUAGAGACCAUUUACAACUUUUUGGCCGCCCAACGACGCGAGGCGGUGCUCCAUUUGUAUGUUUUGAGGCGCUAUGAGUUCCUUGUCAGGCUUUACGAGCAGGAGAGCCUCUUACCAAACCAGCUGCAGGAACUUCUGGUGCAAUUGGGAUGUUUUGUCGUUUUUGUUUUGCAGCAAAAGCUCAGCGUCCCAAACGUCGGUGAAACGGCCACGCCGGAUGGAAAUGAGGUGGAUAGCUUCUUACAACAUGCCGCCCGCCACUGCCCACGCCUGUUUAAGGAGAAAGGUUUUUACCGCACCGUCUUGCGACUGCUGGAAGAACAGGGACAGGUAAAAAAAGCCUCGGAGGUUGCAAUGCUGUCGGAACACUCGCAAUACGUCGUUACCUAUCACUUCCACCAUGGAAACUACCAAAAGGUGAUAGAAAUUCUGACGGAGAGCACCAUCUUGGGGAAAUCUGAUAUGGCGGAGGAGUGGUACGAGUACUCGCCAGUGUUGAUCCAGCACAUUCCUGUCGCUCUCAUAGCCGGCAUUCUGCGGGUAACCGCGAAGGAAGUCCGGGCUCGCCGCCCGCCACCCCUUCGGAUGGAGCGCCUCCUACCGGCCUUUCUUCGGUACACGUCCCCACAAAUGAACGAAGACCCUUCCAACACGGAGCACCAGGUUAUCGUCAUGCUUGAGGAAUGCAUCUAUCAAUUUCAUUCCACUUCCCAGACGAUCCAUCACUACUACCUCUCGCUUCUGUGCGAGCAGCAAGAUACCGUGCGGCUUCAGGAGUUCCUGAAAGACGCCUUGUUCUAUGAACCUGAAUACGCCAUACGGUGUUGUCUGCGGCACAAAUGUUUUGAGGCGUGUUUGCUCCUCUACAAGCGGCUCCACCUUUACGAGGACGCGAUUCGCAUCGUGUUGGAAACCUCGGCGCCGGAGCAAUCGGAUGGGCAUUGGCCUGUGCUAACUCGCGUGAAGGACAUGUUGAAGGAGAUCCAAAGUGAGCUCGACGCUGAAACACAGAAGCGCUUGUGGGCACUCACGGCGCAAUUGGUCAGCAAAAAAUGCGAUCCGAAGGUCACGCUUGCCCUUGUUGACGACUCCAAUGGCAUCCUUCAGCUUGAGGACGUCAUUAGUGGUAUCAGCGACCAGCAUGUGACGCGUGACCUCAAAGAAAUCAUCUGUCGGGAUCUCAACCAGUACUCAAUCGAUAUCGCGGAAAUUAAUCAGCAACAAGACAAAGCAUACCGCACCAUUGAGGGCGUGAGGCAGGAACUAAGGGAACUCCAGUACAAAUACGGCUAUGUCACCCUGAAACAGCGCUGUCUGUUGUGCCCCAGAAAUCUACUGUUGAGCUCCGAGCCGUACUUGAUUUACCCCAAUUGCCACCACGCCGUGCACAAAAAGUGCGCUGUGGCGCGGCUCGAGCGCCUGGGCGGCACGGAGGCAUUCCUUACGGAUGAGGGCGUCGCCCCACAUGUCCUGGAAUGCGUCAAUAACCUGGAGGAAUUGGCUCAGGCGGAUUGUGUGAUUUGCGGCGAAGCCGUCAUUGUUGAAAUUGACAUUCCAAUUUGUGAAGAAGACCCUUCCUGGGCCCUGUAA
This is a messenger RNA of Phytomonas sp. Hart1, 3069 nucleotides long. NCBI's taxonomy places the organism in Eukaryota, Euglenozoa, Kinetoplastea, Trypanosomatida, Trypanosomatidae. The record is from the annotation of a GenBank genome assembly.